Molecule: messenger RNA, 2280 nt
Organism: Lichtheimia ornata
Lineage: Eukaryota; Fungi; Mucoromycota; Mucoromycetes; Mucorales; Lichtheimiaceae
Exons: 10
Coding region: 1-2280 (759 amino acids)
Molecular function (GO): protein binding
Source: RefSeq, a predicted model, not a curated record
AUGGAAAUUGUCCUGGUCACUCACAACUUUGACGCCAAACAAAACGACGAGAUCUCCAUUCGUGCCGGUGAGACAAUUCAGGUCAUUGAAAAGGACGAUGCAUUCCUCGACGGCUGGUGGCGUGGACGCAAUGCACGUGGCCAAGUAGGGCUCUUUCCUGUCAAUUAUACAGUGCCACAGCAAUCAUCACCAUCAUCCGCCUUAUCGCCUGCUGAUAUGAGCUUGGAAGCACAAAUUGGAUCAUUACAAAACGCAUUAUCAUCAUUGGAACUCGGGCGAUGUCGUUGUUCUACUGUUAUUUCACCCUCCAUGGCAACGGCUGCUAUACAACAACAACAACAACCGAUGGCAGGAAGCAGUAUACGACAAAAGCUCGAUGCAUGUCUCUUGCAUCCUUCAUUACAUCAUCAACAUGCAUCUAAAUGGACCGUGGAUCAAGUGACAUUAUGGCUGGAAGCAAUGGGAUUUGGAGACAUUGCACUUGGAUUUAAAGAGGAGGAGAUUACAGGCGAUGUGUUACUCGAGAUGACACCAGACUUGCUCAAGGAACUAGGCAUUAGUACAUUUGGAAAACGAUUCAGACUCCACAGUGCCAUCAAAAUGCUCAGAGAUCGUAUGCCACCUAUCGAGGAAACGGUUUUGGAAACGGAGCACAACAACACACGAGGAGGAGAAAUAGGAAACAAGAACAUGGUAAACCAUACUUUGAAGGAAGGAUCAACAAUACCAGACACAUGUCAACGCACGCACAGUCAUGUCGAUCCUUUGGAUGCUGGCAGUGGAACCCCUUUAUCCCCGUUACGCAGCAUGGUGCAUCAAGUAACACCUGAACAACCCUCCAUGGCUGCUCAUCCCAACAACGAUUACCACAUGACGACGACGACGAUGACACCACCCAUAUCGGAAGCGAUGAUGAUGGCGAAUUCUAUGUCUAUCGGCGACCGCGAAAGGAGCAAAGAUGAUAAAAGGAAAUUGCCUGCAGGAGACGAAUUCGUUGUUCAUAAUGGACUCCUCGCUCCUGCUGCUGCUGCUGCCGCUCAGCAAGAUCACCACCACCACCAGCCACCAUCAGCAUCAUCGAUUCAACCCCAACUCUCAUCCACACCCACCUUACCACCACCACCAGCACCCACUUUGCCAGUGAAAUCAAGUCGACUAAGAUCCUUGGCCUUGUGGAAUUCAGCCAAUGUUACCAUUGCCAAGCGAAACGCUCUUGCAGGUGAUGAGCAUAGCAAGCCCGAGAUUGAAGGAUGGCUCUACAAGCGCAGUGACAAGUACAGGACUUGGAAUAAGCGAUGGUUCAUUCUAAAAGGAUCUACCUUGUUUUAUCUCAAAUCACCCAAGGAUCUGGCAAUGAAAGGAUUGUUAAACUUGGUGGGGUAUCGGAUAUCAGUGGAUGAGACGCUUUAUCCUGGCAAGUAUUGUUUCAAGGCACAACGCGAUGGGGAAAGGUCGUUCUAUUUUUACACUGAAUCGGAAUCAUCGAUGCGGGAAUGGCUUCAUGCAUUAAUCAAGGCGACUAUUGUUCGUGACUACAAUCAAGCAGUGGCUUCGUCAAGUAGAAUGGCAACGGUUCCACUCGAUGUAGCACAACGCAUGAAUCCUCGGCCUCCUUCCAUCAUUAUGCGACCUAACAAUAUGAAACGCACGCGGCCACAUCUUUAUACGGUUUCUCGCCCAUCACCACAACACAACAACAAUUUAUCUUCAGCCAUCAUUGAUCCUUCCUCGUCACGCGUUCAUCCACAAGGUAUGGAACAAGUACAAAAUAUGAGUGGCGUCAACAAAGAUCUUUCAUCAUCAUCAUCAUCACACCAACAACCUCGUUUACGUCUCAACAACGCCGUCUCUGAUAAUACAGCGGAUCAACAACAACAACAACAACCAGUAGCAGUUGUAUUGGAACAAGAGAACGACUACAGUGACUAUCUCCAAUGGGUCAAUCAACACUUGAGUCAUCCUAUUCAAUCAAUACAAGAUAUCCGUACUGGGGAACCCUUCGCUCAAUUACUGGAAAGCAUUUGCAAGAAGCCAUUACAUCGACCUGAUACAAGUAAACCCAAAUCAGCAAGUAUGCAAAUGUUGGAUAUUAUUGUGGCUUCCUUUGCCUAUAUGGGACGAGAAGGAAUCCGGAUCAAGGGAAAAUUUACUAUCAAAGAUAUAUUCAGCGGAGAUCAAGAGAGGAUCCUAUUGAUGCUUGAUACCAUACGGCAGUGGGAGACAAAGCAAAACAACAAACACCAACAGCAUGUUCAUCACCCUACUACACGACGACGAUAA